ACCGGGACUCCGUUCUCUCAAACAAUCGCGUGUGUUUUAACAUAGGACACACAGCGACCUCCGGAGAGCGCCGUGUGGGCGCUUCGAACUUUCGCGUUCUUCGCAUGGUAAGUUGCCAAGUUCCCACGUAUACAAACGUUGCUGCUGGCCUCCACCAACUACUUGAAUGUCAGCGACGCAGAGGAUCGUCUGCGCUCUUUCUCACUCUUUCCCUUGUUCACUUCCUCCUAUUUCGUCUUCCUCCUCCUUCAAAUCUCCUUCUCUUCUCUUCCUUCCCUUCUCUCGUCAUCACAGGAUUCUAGCUCGCUCUGUGCUUAUCUUUCCUUCACCAAUGCCUCUCAAUCAGAGAGCUGGUCGGUACAAAGAACCAAAGUGGCAAGAGAAGCCUAAAGCUGACAGGAUUUCAUCGGCCACCACUGAUGCAGCAGGUGCCGCUGUUGAAACUAUUACUCACAGACUGUCUGAAAUGCAUGUCGCUAAAAAUAGUGGCCAAACCAGUGUUCCAGCUGCAGCCAUACAGUUUGGAGGCGUCCAAACUGUUAGUCAGUUCACUGUGCAUGGUUCAAAGACAGCCUGGAAACCUAAAUCCUAUGGAACAGUAAGCGAAACCACAGUAGAUAAAGUUGAUGCAGAAGUGGCUUCAACUAAAAGUAGUAUUGCUGGUUUGAGUAGGAAUGAUCUGAUAGAAAAUUUUACGGUGGACAACUCCACUUACUCACUUGCCCGCAUAAGAGCUACUUUCUACCCCAAAUUUGAAAAUGAAAAGUCUGAUCAAGAGAUCAGGGCAAGGAUGAUUGAGAUGGUAUCUAAAGGUUUGGCUACCUUAGAGGUCUCACUUAAACACUCUGGUUCCCUUUUUAUGUAUGCUGGACAUAAGGGUGGAGCUUAUGCCAAAAACAGUUUUGGGAACAUAUAUACUGCCGUGGGUGUAUUUGUUCUUGGACGGAUGUUUCGUGAGGCUUGGGGUACUGGAGCAUCAAAAAAGCAAGUCGAAUUUAAUGAGUUUCUUGAGAGAAACCAUAUGUGCAUAUCAAUGGAACUAGUAACUGCUGUUCUUGGAGACCAUGGACAGCGUCCCAAGGAAGAUUUUGUGGUAGUCACUGCUGUCACUGAACUGGGCAAAGGAAGGCCAAAGUUCUAUUCAACUCCUGAGAUAAUUGCUUUCUGCAGAAAAUGGCGCCUACCUACAAAUCAUGUGUGGUUGUUUUCUACAAGGAAAUCAGUUUCAUCCUUCUUUGCUGCCUUUGAUGCCUUAUGUGAAGAGGGUACUGCUACUCCUGUAUGUAAGGCUCUUGACGAGAUUGCUGAUGUAUCCAUACCAGGUUCAAAGGAUCAUGUUAGAGCCCAAGGUGAAAUCUUAGAGGGUCUUGUGGCUCGUAUUGUUGCUCGGGAGAGCUCAAGCCAUAUGGAAAAAGUUUUAAAAGAAUUCCCUCCUCCUCCUGCUGACGGAGUUGGCCUUGAUUUUGGACCAAAUCUCAGAGAAAUUUGUGCUGCAAAUAGGUCUGAUGAAAAGCAGCAAAUAAAAGCUCUUCUCAAUAGUGUUGGCAGUUCUUUUUGCCCAGACCACUCAGACUGGUUUGGGCCUGACGGUGCUGAUGGCCAUUCAAGAAAUGCUGAUAGAUCUGUUCUUUCAAAGUUUUUACAAGCCAAUCCUGCAGACUAUUCAACUAGGAAGUUGCAGGAAAUUGUUCGGUUGAUGAGAGAAAAACGCUACCCUGCUGCAUUCAAAUGUUAUCAUAACUUCCAUGAAGUAGAUGCCAUGGCACGUGACAACUUUUUCUACAGAAUGGUUAUUCAUGUACACAGUGAUUCUGCCUUUCGACGAUACCAGAAAGAGAUGAGGCAUAAACCCGGAUUGUGGCCGCUCUAUCGAGGCUUUUUUGUUGAUAUUAAUAUAUUCAAGGCAAAUAAGGAGAGAUCUAGUGAAAUCUCUAAGGGCAAUGAUAAUGUGGUUGAAAAUGGUACCAGCACCUCUGGAAAUGACUUUGCAGAUGAAGAUGCAAACUUGAUGGUCAAAUUGAAAUUUCUUACAUAUAAGCUGCGAACCUUUUUGAUUCGAAAUGGCUUGUCAAUUCUGUUUAAAGAAGGUCCAGGUGCUUACAAGGCUUAUUACCUCAGGCAAAUGAAAAAUUGGGGUUCUUCUGGAAAGCAGAGAGAACUUAGCAAGAUGCUUGAUGAAUGGUGUGUGUAUAUAAGAAGGAAGUACGGAAAAACACUCUCAUCAUCAGUAUAUCUUAGCGAAGCGGAACCUUUCCUUGAACAGUUUGCAAAACGUAGUCCACAAAACCAAGCUCUAGUAGGUUCUGCUGGUCAUUUAGUAAGAAAUGAAGAUUUUAUAGCCAUUGUGGAGGAAGGGCAUGAUGAAGAAGGUGAUCUUAUGGCAGAGAAGGAAAUACCGUCACCAAAGUCUAGUACCUUGGCUGCGAACACUAUAGCAAAACAGGAAGGGUUGAUUGUGUUUUUCCCAGGAAUUCCUGGAUGUGCAAAGUCUGCUCUUUGCAAAGAGUUGCUAAAUUCCCUAGAUGCAUUUGCAGAUCGACCAGUUCAUAGUCUUAUGGGUGAUCUGGUUAAAGCAAAGUAUUGGCAGAAGGUUGCUGACGAAUGCAGGAAGAAACCUUAUUCUAUAAUGCUUGCUGACAAGAAUGCCCCAAAUGAAGAAGUUUGGAGACAAUUAGAAGACAUGUGUAACAGAACUAGAGCCUCUGCUGUUCCAGUUGUGCCUGAAUCUGAAGGAACUGACUCAAACCCUUACUCCCUUGAUGCAUUGGCUGUUUUCAUGUUUCGAGUGCUUCAACGAGUUAACCAUCCAGGAAGUCUUGACAAAGAAUCUCCAAAUGCUGGAUACGUGCUGCUCAUGUUUUAUCAUCUUUAUGAAGGCAAGGAUCGUAGAGAAUUUGAGGGCGAAUUAAUUGAGCGUUUCGGCUCACUUGUUAAGAUGCCUUUGUUAAAAUCAGACAGGAAUCCCCUUCCUCAGCCAGUGCAGUCCAUUUUGGAAGAGGGCAUAAAUCUGUAUAAGCUUCACACCAAGAGACAUGGCAGAUUAGAGUCUACCAAGGGAUCCUAUGCCAAGGAAUGGACCAUGUGGGAGAAACAAUUACGUGAGAUUCUUUUUGGAAAUGCCGAAUAUCUUAAUUCAAUUCAGGUUCCAUUUGAGCUUGCUGUCAAGCAAGUCUCAGAACAAUUAAGGAACAUUGCAAAGGGUGAUUAUACGCCACCAGAAACUGAGAAGAGGAAAUUUGGAACCAUUGUUUUUGCUGCGCUCAGUCUGCCUGUUACAGAAAUUCAAGGUGUCCUUGAGAAUAUAGCUUCAAAUAAUGCGUCAGUUGAAGCUUUUCUUAAAGGGAAGCAUUUAGAGAAUCUGCAGAAAGCCCACGUCACUCUUGCCCACAAGAGAAGUCAUGGUGUGAAAGCUGUUGCGGAUUAUGGCGCGAUCUUGCAUGAGCAGGUGCCAGUGGAGUUGAAAGCUCUGCUCUUCUCGGACGAAAUGGCUGCAUUUGAAGCUUGUCCUGGCUCAUUGGAAGGUGAAAAGAUAGUUUCCAAAAACGCCUGGCCUCAUGUCACCUUAUGGACUGCCGAUGGGGUUUCCGCCAAAGAAGCUAACACAUUGCCAGAGUUGCAUGAGCAGGGCAAAGCAAAUCGUGUUGACUUGAAUCCUCCCGUCACUAUAACCAGCACAGUGGAGUUCUUUUAAGCCGCUUUUGCCAUUCAUUCCUUUCUUGAAAAUAAGAAAGAACAGAAUAAAAAAAGAUGUUAUUGCAUCGCGAAACCAGGUGACUAGACUUGCAUAAUGCAUUGGGUGUUAGAGAAUGGAGAGAGUUGAUGGGGAAAAUUUUUGUAGAGGCCUGCAUUUUCUCAUCUGUAUGUUGCGCGGAGUUGUCUGCUCAAGUACGUUUUGUUCUGAUAGAGGAAAACCUAUAAUUAUAUCGUAUAAUUAUUUCA
Prosopis cineraria is the source of this 3939-nucleotide messenger RNA. Its product is annotated as tRNA ligase 1-like. NCBI's taxonomy places the organism in Eukaryota, Viridiplantae, Streptophyta, Magnoliopsida, Fabales, Fabaceae. Gene Ontology annotation, molecular function: RNA ligase (ATP) activity. Gene Ontology annotation, biological process: tRNA splicing, via endonucleolytic cleavage and ligation. The record is from RefSeq and is a predicted model, not a curated record.